Cetraspora pellucida is the source of this 234-nucleotide messenger RNA. NCBI's taxonomy places the organism in Eukaryota, Fungi, Glomeromycota, Glomeromycetes, Diversisporales, Gigasporaceae. The record is from the annotation of a GenBank genome assembly.
AUGGAAACAGGACAACAUCAUUCAUUAAGUUGUUUCAACGACUCAUCAAAAGAACUCCAAGAACACGUAGAUAGAUUUUUAAAGAAAUUUGACAGUCCUCUUUUCAACAAACGGGAAUUCAUUAUUGGCACUAUACCACUUUUGAAUAAAUUGUAUCUGAUUGACACUUAUGCAAAAUGGAUUCAACAAUGCACAGCACCUGUUAUAGAAGAGACACGUAAUAGGUGUCCUUGA